AUGUUAUCCGAUAAAAAAGAAGCGUUGUUGCCGCACAAACACCUCGACCUCAUCCGCGCCCACCUCCUCGACAACCGCCACGACCACAAUGACGUCAUCAGCUCUAAGGACUACUGCCCGGAAGCCGAGGAGGACGACUUUCGACGGUACCGUGGUGUGCAGCAGCGGCCGUGGGGCAAGUACGUGGCGGAGAUCUGGGACCCAGUGCAGGAGGGCGUGAGCGUGUGGCUGGGCACCUACGACACCGCCGUGGAGGCCGCUCGUGCCUACGAUCACGCUGCGUUCCGCCUCUGCAGCUCCAAGGCCAUCCUCAACUUCCCCAACGAGGUCGCUGUCGGCACUGCCGCCCGAUGGCGGCUGCCGCCUCCUGCUGCCGCUCCUUUCUCUCCCGCCGCCGCUGCCGCUGUCAGCAGCCUGCCGCCGCGGUCGCCGUACCCGCAGCUUGCCUACUCGCAGCUCUCCGUCAGCUGA
Panicum hallii is the source of this 471-nucleotide messenger RNA. Its product is annotated as ethylene-responsive transcription factor ERF096-like. NCBI's taxonomy places the organism in Eukaryota, Viridiplantae, Streptophyta, Magnoliopsida, Poales, Poaceae. The record is from RefSeq and is a predicted model, not a curated record. The transcript has 3 exons. Gene Ontology annotation, biological process: regulation of DNA-templated transcription; ethylene-activated signaling pathway. Gene Ontology annotation, molecular function: DNA-binding transcription factor activity; DNA binding. Bases 1 to 471 code for a protein of 156 amino acids.